AUGUCCGAGUUGAAUAUUGACGCCGAGGCAUUCAAAGCCAGAGUGGAGCUGCUACAUGGCAAAUACAGGGAGUUUGAGAAUGAGCCAAACUCUAUGGUGUUUGCCUUGGGUUCCUCUAACCCUGAGAACCCUUACCAGAAGACUACAGCUUUGCAUUACUGGUUGAUGGGUUAUGAAUUCCCUGCGACUUUGAUUGUUUUCACUCCUGGUAAAGUGGUCAUCAUUACCAGUGGCCCAAAGGCCAAGCACUUGGAGAAAGUGGUGGAACUGUUCAAGAAUAACAACAACGGUGUCGAACUAGAGAUAUGGCAAAGAAAUAACAAGGAUGUAGAGCAUAGCCAGAAAUUGUUCAAAGAUAUAAUUGAACUAAUCAACACCGCAGGUAAGACUGUCGGUAUCCCAGAAAAAGAUGUUUACGAAGGUAAGUUCAUGAAAGAGUGGAAACCAAUUUGGGAUGCUGCCAUCAAAGAACAUGAAUUCAAAUUAGUUGACAUCUCUGCAGGUUUGUCUAGUACUUGGGAGGUCAAGGACGAUAAGGAGAAAGCUUAUAUUUCUAUUGCUAGUAAGUGUUCUGAUAGAUUCAUGAAUUUGUUAUCGGACGAAAUGGUUCGCGCUGUUGAUGAUGAACUAAAGAUUACCAACUCGAAAUUAUCAGACAAGAUUGAAAACAAGAUAGAUGACUUGAAAUUCUUGAAGAAAAUCACCAAUGACCUAAGUGCCAUGUGUCCUCCAAACCACAAGUUUACUCUUGAUCUAUUGGAUUGGACUUACUCUCCCAUCAUUCAAUCCGGUAACAAAUUCGAUCUGAGAGUAUCUGCACAUUCUAAUAACGAUCAGCUGCACGGCAACGGUUGUAUCUUGGCAUCAUGUGGUAUCCGUUACAAUAAUUACUGCUCUAACACAACUAGAACUUUCUUGAUCGAUCCUUCCGAAGAAAUGGUUAACAACUAUGUAUUUUUGCUAGAUUUGCAAAAACAUAUCAUCGAAAAUGAGCUAAAAGCAGGAAGAACCGGUAAGGAGGUUUACGAAUCUGUUGUCGAGUUCAUUAAGAAAGUUAGACCUGAGCUUGCUGGAAACUUCACAAAGAACAUUGGUUCUUUGAUCGGUUUAGAGUUCAGAGAUUCAUUCUUUGUUUUGAACAGCAAGAAUGAUAAGCGUAAAAUCCAAGUUGGUGAUUGUUUUAACAUCUCCUUUGGUUUCAAUGCAUUAAAGGAUAUGAAGACUAAUACCAAUUAUGCUCUUCAAUUAGCUGACACCGUUAUUUUGAAUGAAGAUGGUCCAAAGAUUCUGACUGAAUACACAAAGUCAAAAUCUCAAGUGUCUUUCUACUUCAACAAUGACGAAGUCGAAAAGGAGAAGAAACCAGCUGCAUCCACAAAGAUCCCAACAAACCUUGAUGGUAACUCUAAGAUUUUGAGAAGUAAGCUUCGUGGUGAUGCUCGUGGUGAAUCUCAAGACGCCCAAAAGGAACAGAUUAGAAAAGAGAAUCAAAGAAAGCUACAUGAGAAACUACAAAAGGAAGGUCUUUUAAGAUUUACAGCUGAAGACGCCACUACUGAGGGCUCCGAAACUCGCCAAUAUUUCAAGAAAUACGAAUCUUAUGUCAGAGAAAGCCAAAUUCCUAAUAAUGUUCGUGACUUGAGAAUCCAUGUUGAUUGGAGAAGUCAAACAAUUAUCGUUCCUAUUUAUGGUAGACCAGUUCCAUUCCAUAUUAACUCAUACAAGAAUGGUUCAAAGAAUGAAGAAGGAGAAUACACAUACUUACGUUUGAACUUUCACUCUCCUGGUUCAGCUGGUGGUAUCUCUAAAAAUGUUGUUGAACUGCCAUAUGACGAUUCACCAGAUAACCAAUUCAUGCGUUCUAUCACCCUAAGAUCCAAGGAUGGUGACCGUAUGAGUGAAACCUUCAAGCAGAUUACUGAUUUGAAGAAGGAAUCUACAAAGAGAGAGCAAGAACGUAAAGCACUUGCAGAUGUUGUUCAACAAGAUAAGUUGAUAGAGAAUAAGACUGGUAGAACAAAGAGACUGGAUCAAAUAUUUGUUAGACCAAGUCCUGACACUAAGAGAGUUCCAAGUACCGUGUUCAUUCACGAGAAUGGUAUCAGAUACCAAUCACCUUUGAGGACUGACAGUAGAAUUGAUAUCUUAUUCUCCAAUAUCAAGAACUUGAUCUUUCAAUCCUGUAAAGGUGAACUGAUUGUCAUCAUUCAUAUCCAUUUGAAGAAUCCUAUCAUGAUGGGUAAGAAAAAGAUACAAGAUGUUCAAUUCUAUCGUGAAGCAUCCGAUGUAUCUGUCGAUGAAACUGGUACAGGCAGACGUAACCAGAACAAGUUCAGAAAGUAUGGUGACGAGGACGAACUCGAGCAAGAGCAAGAAGAAAGAAGGAAGAGAGCUAUGCUGGAUAAGGAAUUCAAGUACUUCGCCGAUGCUAUUGCAGAGGCCUCCAACGGUCUGGUUUCCGUCGAGAGCACUUUCAGAGAUUUAGGUUUCCAAGGUGUGCCAAACAGAUCUGCAGUCUUCUGUAUGCCAACCACCGACUGCCUGGUCCAACUGAUCGAACCACCAUUCCUGGUAGUGAACCUAGAGGAGAUUGAAGUGGCGAUCCUCGAAAGAGUGCAGUUCGGUCUGAAGAACUUCGAUCUUGUCUUUGUAUACAAGGACUUCAAGAAACCCGUCACACAUAUAAACACGAUCCCAAUCGAAUCCCUAGACUUCCUGAAGCAGUGGCUCACAGACAUGGACAUCCCAUACGCCAUCUCCACAAUUAACCUGAAGUGGAGCACCAUUAUGCAGUCGCUGCAGGAAGACCCACACCAGUUCUUCCUGGACGGUGGUUGGUCUUUCUUGAACGCAAACUCUGACGAAGAGGGCUCUGACGAGAGUGAAGAAGAAAUCAGUGAGUAUGAAGCCUCCGAAGAAGAGCCAGAGGACGAGAGCGCAUACUCCGACGAAGACGACUACUCUGAAGAUAUAAGUGACGGCAGCUACAGCGGUGCUGACAGUGAGGAGGAAGAAGGAGAAGACUGGGACGAGCUGGAAAAGAAAGCCGCAAAGGCAGACCGUACCGCCGGCCUAAGAGACUAA
Nakaseomyces glabratus is the source of this 3084-nucleotide messenger RNA. It is a transcript of the gene SPT16, whose product is annotated as chromatin-remodeling protein SPT16. The record is from RefSeq and is a predicted model, not a curated record. Lineage: Eukaryota; Fungi; Ascomycota; Saccharomycetes; Saccharomycetales; Saccharomycetaceae. Gene Ontology annotation, cellular component: FACT complex. Gene Ontology annotation, biological process: transcription elongation by RNA polymerase II. Gene Ontology annotation, molecular function: nucleosome binding.